Molecule: messenger RNA, 4250 nt
Organism: Pan troglodytes (chimpanzee)
Lineage: Eukaryota; Metazoa; Chordata; Mammalia; Primates; Hominidae
Gene: FAM78B
Product: family with sequence similarity 78 member B
Exons: 2
Coding region: 760-1077 (105 amino acids)
Source: RefSeq, a predicted model, not a curated record
AUGGCGUACAGCCAGUUUCCUCCGCGGAGCACGUCCUGUGCUGCCCCAGCCGUUGGGGCUCUCCACCCCGGGCCACAGCCUCCUGGCGCCCCCCGGGCUGGGGCAGCCGGGCCGAGGAGUGUCGGUGUGGUCCGGCUACGGGGCGGGGCCGGCGGGAGCUCCGGCCGCCGCCGCCGCCGCCGCCGCUGCUGCCUCCGCCUGCCUCUCGGGCCGCCCGCUCGCCCGCCGCUGGGUGCGCUGCACGCGGGGGGCAGCCGCGGUGCAGAGGUUCAUGCAGCGGCGGCGGCGGCGGCGGCUGCUGCUGCUGCCGCCGCGGAGGCAGACAGACCGGGCGCUGCCACCGCCGCCCUCCCCCGGCUCCAUGCCGCCGCCGCUGCCGCCUCCUCCUCUCCGGCGAGGGGCGGGGGGCUCCGGCCCGGGGUGGGCACCAUUCCUCGCAGCGCCGCUCCCCUCCCUGCCCUCGGCCCGGGCGCUGGAGCCGGCGAGGGCACCCGCUGCCUCCUAGGAGUGCACCCUCCGCGCGCCCUGCCGGAGCGAGGGGGCGGGCGUGGGCGGGCGUCGGGGCAGCGGGGACCCCGCGCGGCUGCAAGAGGAGGGGGCUUCCCCAAGGAUGCCCGGCGGCUCCCCGCUCCUAGGUGCGAGCUGACUCUGACCGGGAGCGAGCGGCGCGUCGCCAUGCCGGCGUGACGGGCGCCCCCGGCUGCCCGCGCGGGCCCCCGCGCUGCCCCACGCCGCGCCGUGCCGGCACCGGGCUGCAGGAUGGGCUGUAUCCAAAGCAUCACCUGCAAGGCGCGGAUCCGGCGCGAGAACAUCGUGGUGUACGAUGUGUGCGCCACCAUCGACCAGUGCCCCACGCGCAUCGAGGAGACCUCGCCCAUCGUCCUGCGCUACAAGACCCCCUACUUCAAAGCCUCCGCCCGCGUGGUCAUGCCCCCCAUCCCCCGCCACGAGACCUGGGUGGUGGGCUGGAUUCAGGCGUGCAACCAGAUGGAGUUCUUCAACACCUACAGCGACCUGGGCAUGUCUCCUAGUAGGACAAGGAAAGCCCAGCAAGCACAACCACAUGGCAGAGACUGAGAAGGAGGAAGUGAGCAAUGGCUGGCGGCUCCAGAAGCUGAAUCCCUGGACAGCUGAUUUCCCAUUAAAAUGUGUGCCAUCCUGCCUACCUCCUCGCCUUCCUCCCGUCCCGUGACCAGUCCCUCCUACCCACCCUCCACGAGCCAUGUGGCACUUGCCCUGGGCUGACUGGGCUGCCUGCUUAGCCCAUGGGGAGCUGUGUUGAAGUGAGAGUUGUGCCUGCUGUAUCUUUUUGUGUGUGGAAAGAUGGGGUUCAUUCAGAUCCCAAGUCCUUUCCCCAACCCUCAAAGUGAAGCCUCCUAGGGAUGAAGAGCUGGUCAGCCUGGACUUUAAAUACCUAAUGUGGCCCAGCCUUGGUUCCCAAACCCUGCCUUCCCUCCCUAUGCUUUUGGGUGGGAAACGGGGGAUUUGUAUCUCCCUUCCUCCUCCUUCUCCAUGUGGGUGGCCUCUCUAGGUUUCUCUGUGUUCUCUGAUCCUUGGAGAGCCAGAGCCAAGGCAGUCAUCUUGUUCCCCCUUCCACAGCCAGGCUGGGUGCCUUCAGGUGACCAGGGGCAGAGUGUAAGUCACCAGGAUCAAUGGGGUGAGGGGAAAACCACCUUAAGAGGGAAAAAAUGGUGUGCAUUGGUUUAUUUAUUGGUUUAUUUAUUGGCUUGCUUACUGAUGUAUUUAUUUAUAUUUAUUAUACAACACAAAAUCCAUUUCCAUUUUUUAAGCAUCAGCCCCAGAAUUUGUCUUCCUGGGCCCAUAGAGCACAGUGAAUUAUUUCUCUUUGAAGCUUCAGAAUAGAGAGGGAAAUUUUUCUCCUUACGCCCAAACACCUCCACCUCAGCCACAUUUUCAACCAGACAUGGGAUUAGAAAUCACCAGCUAACAAGGCUGUAAAGUCACACAAAUCAGCAGAGGCUUGACUGUCUAGAUAGCCCUCAGAAUCCGGCCUCCACCCCAACCACCUUGCACCAGUCCUCUCAUUCUCCUUUACUCAGGUGGGGAUUGACCAGCCAUCUUCAGCCUAACAGUGCAGAACAAAACUUCUCAUUCUGCUCUGAUGUAGUAUUCUAACAUCAGAUGCACGUUAGAAUCAUCUGAGGAGCUUAAAAAAUAUCCAUGCCUGGUCCCCUGCCCAAACCAAUUAUAGCAUCGAAGGGUAGAUCCUGGGCAUCGGAGUUUUUUAAGUUACCCAGAUGACUCUAAUGUGAAAAUAGGGUUGGAAAGUUCUAGUAUCACCUCUCCCUUGCCCCUCCCCACCCAGAUUCUUUCAUCUCUACUUCCCAAGCUUUCUCUGGAGUCCUCUUCUCGUUCCUCCAGCCCCUUCUCCUCUCUGCACCUUCCCCAUCAGCUCAGCCAACCAUAGCAGAUCCCUGGAGAGGGGGCAGGUCCCAUGAGUGGUACUCUGAGGCUGGUUCCUGCAUCCAGCCUGGGGGCUGCUCCCAAACAAUUUCCAGCUUUUCUAGGAGCAGAAACCUACUCUCUGCAAGAUUCUCUGUUCACCUGCACCUUCUCCAGGUUCCCAAACUCCAAAAGUUUAAAGGGCACUUUGGCAACAUUUCUGUCUCCAAGCCCCAGUCUUGAUGGUAUGGCCCAUGUAAGUCUUAUAACCCAAGCCUUGGCCAUUUCUGCAGAGCCACCUGAGUUGAAUGAGGAUCUACUGUUAACAGAGAAAGGGGUCACAGUGCUCCCCCAGCAAGUCCUUUUUCCAACAACGAACCUCCUCAGCCAUCUAGGAUUUGGAUCCACAAUGCAGCAGCUACUGUGCAUUCAAAUCCUAGAUGGCUGAGAAGAGGCAUCUCACCCUUCACAUCUACAAGAUCUCCACUGCUGGGUAUGAGUAAAUGUGUGUGUGAGUGCGUGUACACGUACAUGUGCACACACUGUCUACAUACAAACCAUCUAGAUCUAUAGAGAUGCCAGGCUUCACUUUACAUGUGAUUACAUUUUACAUGAAAACAGUUGAGGGCUUUCGUUAUCUUUCACUUGAUGGAGUUUCACUGUAUUAUGUUCAUCAUGGGCCCCAGUGAACUCCAUAUCAGCUAUAUACAUAGAACGUAUAAUAUAUACAAACUGUUAGACACACUACACACACACACACACACAUACACAGAAAGCCUAGGGAAACCUGUGAUGUGGGUAAGUUCAUUUUGCCAUCCCAUCUCCUCCAUCUAAGUAAUUUCCCGGGGCAAGCAUUGUUUCACACACUCCCCUCAGCUGCCCAGCCAUUCCCUCUCCAGCGUCCCAUACCACCAAGCCUUCUUUCCCCAUCAGUCCAAAUGUCCCUGCCCUAUGUCCCAUCUCUCAGGGUCCUACUCUCUGAUAGGUGACAGUUCAGUCAGUGGGUGCUAAAGAGUCGAGUGUUACCCUUCCCAGGUGACAUUUACGUUUUAAUAGGGGCUACAGAUAAUGCCUUAAUCAGAAAGAGUGGCUGUAGUGGUGGGAAUUUCAGGCACAGAAGUGGGCCAGUAAGGGAGAUUCUUUUAUAUCAGGAGGGCAUUUUAGAGCCCCCGAGUCAUACCUGUCUGUAAGCGCAGCCCUUCAUAAGUGCAUGAGCACAAGCAAGCACACUUACCUACAUUAUACCCUCCAUAAUUUUGAGAUACCUCCCUUGCAUUGGCCCUAUCUUUAAAAAUGAGAAAAAAAACCCAACAAAAAACAAAAACAAAACAGGGAACUAGCUAAAUUAAUUUAGAUCUCACUGGGAAACGUAGCCUAUUUUUUCACCGGCUGCCAGCCAUCUGGCCCACCCCACCCUGUUCAAUUUCCCUUCUGCUCUUUAUCUUUUCAGCUAUGACCGACUAUAUCAGUUAAUUUACUUGUACGUGUCCUCUCUGCUGUCUCCUUACCCUGCUCCCCUACACCAUGUAUUUCCUUCCUUUACCAUUUCCUCCUUGGAAUUGUGCUGUGUUUCGUUGUCCUGGAGGACAGAAGAGCAGGUUAAGGCAUGAGCAUGUGUGUAUCACUUUGAAGAAAGAGAAACCAGGUAUUCUGCUACAGUUUGGAGAAAAACCCAAUGAAGGAAGAAAUGAAAGCUGGCUCUGCAGAGUGCCUUAAAAAUGACUUUAAUUAGGAAAUUCUGAGUUGUCGGUCUUCAGAUGUUACAUAAACUCAAACAGAUGUUGCAUUUCACUUCUCUGGGAUUAAAAAAAGUUAAAUACAGUGUGUAUUCAACAACAACAACAAAA